AUGCCAAGUGGGGGUGUCAAAGUUUAUGUCGGUAACCUACCGGACCGAGCCAGACCAGAGGACAUUAAAGAAUGUUUUUCGAAGUAUGGCAACGUAGUUAACAUGGAGCUGAAAGGAAACUAUGGAUUCAUUGAAUACGAAGAACGUCAGAUAUGUGAAGAAGCGAUUGCUUCUCUUGAUGGAACCGACUUUCAAGGAUCUCAUCUCCGUGUAGACAGCAACAACAGAGGAGAAACAAAGUCCACCGAUACAUGUUAUAAAUGUGGUUUAGUCGGUCACUGGGCACGAGAGUGUACUAGCAUCGGGCGUGAAUUUGUAUCUCGAAAACCUGGUAGAUACGACGAUCGUCGUUCCAAUGACAAUUAUGUUAAGGAACCAUAUAGUACAAGAGAAAACCGGGAUAAAUACAUUAGGGAAGAAAGGUAUCUUCCUCCACCUCCUCCUGAACGUGGUGGAUAUGAUCGUCCUUAUGAUCGCUAUGGAAGAGAACCUCCAGAAGUGGAAUACAGAAGAGAAUAUCGCGGCGCAUAUGAUAGACCGUAUGAGAGAGAAAGAGAUAGACCUUAUGAUCGAAAUUAUCCUGAUAGAGAAUAUGAGAGGUUUGGUAGAGAUAAUUAUGAUCGUAACUAUUAUGCACCUCCAAGAGAUGGUUAUGAUCGAGAUGGAUAUGAUAGAAGACCUUUACCUCCUCCUGACGUUCCUCAAUAUCCUCCCAGAGGUCGGCCCAGCUCUCCACCACCACCACGUAGAGGAAGCUAUGAAAGAGGAAUUAGGGAUCCGCCAAUCUCUUAUCGUGGUCGCUCACCAUUACCUUCCUCUCGUUAUCCUGAUCCAAUAAUGCCCCCACCUGGCGGCGUAUACAGAAGACGAUCCGUUAGUCCUAUAAGAGGCGGUAGAGCAACUAUUCCUUACCAAACACGAAGAUCACGACCGAAUACUCCAACACCACCUAGGCGCUGA
Molecule: messenger RNA, 960 nt
Organism: Funneliformis caledonium
Lineage: Eukaryota; Fungi; Glomeromycota; Glomeromycetes; Glomerales; Glomeraceae
Source: the annotation of a GenBank genome assembly